This is a messenger RNA of Pelagomonas calceolata, 2205 nucleotides long. NCBI's taxonomy places the organism in Eukaryota, Pelagophyceae, Pelagomonadales, Pelagomonadaceae. The record is from the annotation of a GenBank genome assembly.
GUAAAUACCAAAGGCUGUGGGGCUGGGCGCAUUUUGGCAGCACUGCCGAGACGCUUCACACGAUUGGACGAUACAGUUGCUAAAAGCAACACGAGAUAUCGCACCGAUGCGGCAAAACAAGCCACGCUGCAGCCUCUUCACCUGCACCCUCACCAUCGUGGGCGCGCUGCUCCUCACGACGACCCUGCUCUCGCACAACUACGCGACGCAGCAGCACCACCAGAUCCCGCGGCCGCACGCGCUGCGCGGCCCCGCCUCGCACCUGGCGGCGCUGCGCGACGCGCGGGACGCGGCGGCGGCGGCGGCGCGCGGCGCGGCGGCCGCGGCGCUCGUCGACGCGGUCGCCGUCACGAGGCCGCCGACGCCCGAGGGCGAGGCGGCGCGCGCGGCGCGGGCGGCGGCCGAAACGCUGGCGGCCGAGGCCGCGGCGGCCGAGCGGCGCGAGGCCGAAGCCGCGGCCGCGCGGGCGGCAGAAGCCGCCGCGCGGGAAGCGGAAGCCGCGCGCGAGGCGGCGGCGGCCAAAGCAGCCGCCGCGCGCGAGGCCGCCGCGGCCCAAGCAGCCGCCGCGCGGCUCGCGGCCGAGGUCGCGGAGCCCAUCGACGAGUCGUACCACGUCGUCUUCUCGUCGCGACGCGGCGUCCUUUUUUUGUGGGGGGGGUCUUCCAGUGGCGGGUCGCGGCGAUGGCGUGCCGGUGGGGUAGAAGUGCUCGCGAUGCCGCGCCAUCGUCGCGGCCAUCGUGUGCUGGCGCGCCUCGGGAGAGGCCUUCGCGCCGCACACCGGGAAGGGGAAAAAAAAAACUCACAGAAAAAACAAACACAGGACGGGCUGCAGCGAGUUCCAGGACUGGCAGUCCAUCGGCGUCUUCUCGUCGGCCGACGCGGUGGGCCAGCGCGGCGUCAUCACGCGCAUCGCGAGCGGCUGCCGGCCCGGGCAGGAGGCGAGCAUCCGGCACGCCAUGUCGCACCUGCCGGCGCGCUGCCGCGUCUUCUUCGCGCCCGACACGGACGUCAAGGACCACGCCGGCCGCUACUACAAGUACGCGAACAAGCCGCUGGGCAUGAUGAAGUGGCUCCAGGCCGGCAGCGUGCCGCCGACGGCGACGGUCGCGCUCAUCGACCCCGACUUCUUCUUCCUGCGGCCGCUCUGGCGCGGCCCGGCGUCCGCGAUCGUCGCGUCGACGGCGUAGCGGUGUGUGUGGGUCUGCGUUGUCUCGGUGGUCGCGUCGCGCGUACAAUCGUCGCGUCGGCGGCGCCGGCUCAGCGGUCACACUCAGGCACGACAGCUUCGACGCGGACGACGCGACGUUCGCGUCCGGCGCGGCGAAGAAGACGCCCAUGCCGCGGCCGCUGCGGCCGGGGACGAUGAUCGCGCAGCGCUACGGCAUCGGCGGCAAGCCCUGGACGAGCGCACCCGGCCGCAACGGCCAGCUCGCCUGGAAGCUGCGCGACUAUUUCACGUCGAUCGGCCGGCCAGACUCGCCCGCGAACGCGCCGGACCUCAACGAGCGCAGCGCCGACGCCUUCUACUCCAUCGGCGCGCCCUACAUCGCCCUCGCGUCGGACUGGCUGCCCAUCGCGACGAACUGGACGGGCCUCAUGCCCAUGGCCGUCGCGCGGAACUUCGGGAACCUCGCGGAGAUGUACGCCAUGGUCAUCGCGGUCGCGGACCUGGGCAUCCGGCCCGCGACGGUCGACUCGCUCAUGGUGAGCAACGUCGGCGCCGGCGGCGAGGGUUGGCCCUUCGUCGACCGGCUGCCGCCGGAGCGCGCGUGCGACCCGACGCUGCUCGACGACGAGGCCCACCGGCUGCCCUUCUUCCUGCACUACUGCCAGCGCUACGAGCACGUCGAGAAGCCGCCGUACGACGAGUCGAACUGGAUCUACUCGAAGUACCAGGUGCCCGACGAGAUCCUGCACUGCCCGGCCGGGACGCACGACCUCGAGGGCGAGCGCCCGAAGAAGAAGGCCUCGCGGCAGCGCAUGCGCCUCGACGCGGACGGCUUCCUGCCGGAGCCGUCCGCGACGGUCGACGCCGCAGUGCUUACCGGAACGAGCGGCCGCGCGCGCCUGCGCCACGUCUGGGCCUUCUGCGCGGCGACGCGGCGGACGAACCUCGCGGCGCGCGACUACCGGCGCUGGUUCUGCGCGAAGAAUUAAAUUUAGUUGUGGAUUAGUGUUUUUGUCGAAGCCUACGCGUCUGGACAC